Molecule: messenger RNA, 1662 nt
Organism: Serinus canaria (Common canary)
Lineage: Eukaryota; Metazoa; Chordata; Aves; Passeriformes; Fringillidae
Gene: C1GALT1C1
Product: C1GALT1 specific chaperone 1
Exons: 2
Coding region: 291-1247 (318 amino acids)
Molecular function (GO): N-acetylgalactosaminide beta-1,3-galactosyltransferase activity
Source: RefSeq, a predicted model, not a curated record
GGGGAGUCUGGGGAGCUGCGGCGGCUCCGGCACCGAGCGCCGUGGAGCGGGGCAGGGGGGGACCGGGCUCCGGGAGGGCUCCCCGCGAAACGCCGCCACGCGCGGGCCGCGUCAGCGCCCGAGCCCGUCCCGCGGCCUCUCGCUGCGGGCGAGGAGACGCCGGGGCCGGGGCCGUGCGGUCACGGCAGCGGAGAGGGGCCGGGGCACAGGGCUCGUGUCGUACCGUUACCGAGAGCUGCGACCGGGAACCUGGAUAUCGCCAACGCUUUCACCAGCCUUGUCCCGGAAAAAUGAUUUCUGAAAGCAGCUCCUUCAUCAAGGGUGUGGUGCUUGGAGGAGUCUUCUGCAUGUUGGUUACACUCCUCGGACACAUUAAGGUGGGCCACGGGACCAAAGCACAUCACCACGAGCAUCAUCACAUCCAGGCUCCCAACAAGGAAGAUGUCUUAAACCUUUCAGAAGGUGAACGUGUGGAGCUUAGUAAAAACAUCAAUGUUUACUGUAUCAUCCUUGUCAAACCAAAAGAUCUGGGGCACUGGGCUGCAGCAAGGGAGACCUGGAGCAAGCACUGUGACAAGGCAGAAUUCUACAGUUCAGAAAAGGUCAAAGUGUUCGAUUCUGUAGCCGUCAACACAAACGAUAUGUGGGCGAUGAUGCGGAAAGCUUACAAGAUAACGUACGAACGCUAUAAGGAUGAAUUCAGCUGGUUCUUCCUUGCAUAUCCAACAACAUUUGCUAUAAUUGAAAAUCUCAAGUAUUUCUUACUGAAAAAAGACCCCUCUCAGCCUUUUUACAUAGGCCACACUGUGAAAUCUGGUGACCUUGAGUAUGUAGAUGGCGAGGGAGGGAUCGUCUUAAGCAUUGAGUCGCUAAGACGACUCUCCCGUGUUCUUGAAGACCCUGACAAGUGUCCAGAGCAGGGAGGCAUGAUUUGGAAACUGGCAGAGGACAAACAGCUGGCAAUCUGCCUGAAGUACAGCGGCGUGUUUGCCGAAAACGCUGAAGAUUCCGAAGGGAAAGACGUCUUUAACACUAAAUCCGUGGGGGCCCUCAUUAAGGAGGCCAUGUCCACGCACCCGCAGCAGGUGGUGGACGGCUGCUGCUCCGACAUGGCCAUCACCUUCAGCGGGCUGGCCCCCAACCACAUGCACGUGAUGAUGUACGGCGUGUACAGGCUCCGGCCCUACGGCCACUCGUACAGCGACGCCCUGGUCUUCCUGCCCCCUCCGGGCUCGGACAAUGACUGACGGGUCCUCAGGAAAGGCCUGGAACCCUGGGGUUGGCUCUUCUCACAACACACAGUUGUACUGACACAUUCUGGUACUGGUGUACAGGUUCUUUUGCACACUGAGGGUUGGUAAAGCUCUUAAUUUUAAAAGUGGAAGGAGAAUUUUUUUCUAAAUAUUUUAUAGAGAAAUGCUUCUGGCUUUUGACAGUGCUGGAAUGAAAUGAUAAAAAGAAGAUGUUAAUGUUUAUUAUAAAAGGAAAUUAAGUUUAUAGGGGGGUUUUGUACAUGUAAAUAUUUAUUAAUGAAAACUGAAAUGAACUUUAGUCUACUCUUUAAAAUAUAUUUUUGCAAUACUUUGAUUAUUUCAGUUCUUCCUGGCAUUUCUAGAAUGUCUUUAUAUCUUUCUAAGUUGUACCAAUAAAACUGACUACAGA